ACCCGGCGCGACGCGCGCACCCCCACGUGACUCCCGCCCUGUGCUCUCGCGAGAUGUGACGUCAUCACACCGCGCCGGCGCAUGCGCGGUGGCGGCGUUUUGGAGGCGGCGGCGCAUCGCUGUGUCACGGCGCGGGCGGCGGAGCGCGGCCGCCAUGGAGUACCUCAUCGGUAUCCAGGGCCCCGACUACGUCCUGGUGGCUGCCGACACCGUGGCGGCUUCCAGCAUCGUCCAGAUGAAGCACGACCACGAUAAAAUGUUUAAGAUGAGUGAAAAGAUCUUGCUGCUGUGUGUGGGCGAGGCUGGAGACACUGUGCAGUUUGCAGAAUACAUCCAGAAAAACGUUCAGCUCUACAAAAUGCGGAAUGGUUAUGAAUUGUCUCCUACUGCAGCUGCAAACUUCACACGACGAAAUCUAGCUGAUUACCUUCGGAGUCGAACCCCUUACCAUGUCAACCUUCUCCUGGCUGGCUACGAUGACCACGAAGGUCCUGCCCUUUAUUACAUGGAUUACCUUGCAGCUCUGGCUAAAGCUCCUUUUGCAGCACAUGGAUAUGGUGCAUUCCUUACCCUCAGCAUCCUGGACCGCUAUUACAAGCCAGGUAUCACACGUGAGGAAGCUGUGGAGCUCCUAAAGAAAUGUCUAGAGGAGCUUCAGAAACGUUUCGUCUUAAAUCUGACUUCUUUCAAUGCCCGAUUCAUUGACAAGGAUGGCAUCCAUGAAGUGGACAAUGUACCCCUUCUAAAAGCGUUGUCUUAACCCCUGAGAUCUUUCUUCAACAGUCUUUUUUUGUUCAGUUUUUGCUUUUUUAAUAUUCAUUUGAAGCACCCAAGGCAUGUGUACUGUGCUGCGAGAUUGAAUAAAGGUUGACAUUUAUGCUAGUUCCA
Phasianus colchicus (ring-necked pheasant) is the source of this 888-nucleotide messenger RNA. RefSeq names its product proteasome 20S subunit beta 2 (gene PSMB2). Gene Ontology annotation, cellular component: proteasome core complex; cytoplasm; nucleus. The record is from RefSeq and is a predicted model, not a curated record. NCBI's taxonomy places the organism in Eukaryota, Metazoa, Chordata, Aves, Galliformes, Phasianidae. Gene Ontology annotation, biological process: proteasomal protein catabolic process.